UGGAGCUUUACACACUUCAAAAUACUGUCACAGAAAUAAUUUGCAAUGUCUUAUGCGCUUACAAAGAUGAAAAUUAGCAUAAUGUAUUAAUGUUGAUAACAAAAUUAUUUUAUCUGGUACCAAUCAAAGCUCUUCUUUCUUUAGAUACUAGAUGCCACAUUUUCACACUGAAGGGUGUGAACGACAUCAGUAAUUUUAUGUCAAUUCCAAGAAUUUUCAAUCAUCCCCCAAUGGAAAAUAUUUUUCUACGCCAUUGAAUUGAGCAGUACAGUGGGAGACAAUCCUCUUUUUGUUCGAACAAUUUACUUCGUUCUUUAACAACGAUGGGAAUUGAACCGAAUAAAUCACAGUUCAGCGCACACACACAAUGCUUUAUUUAGUUUCAACAAAGUUUUUAGACUCUAAGUUUACGAUCACGGCUAAACUUACAUUCUUUAUUUAAACACAAUAGCAUUAACAUAUAAGUUAUGACUUGGCCGGUGUAAUGUCCAGUAUUAUACAGGCAAUCAUUGAUUCGCAUGCUUUGUACAUACUAUUUGUUAAUUCUAUACUCUAAACAAGGAAGGUUGAUCAAGAAUGAGUGGGAAUGCGUCCAUGACAACCAAGUCAGCAAAAUGUAGAAAUCCAAAGUUAAAAAAAAACCUACUAAUUGGCAACCGAAGCGCCCUCAAUAGGCAUAUAUUAUACAACAGAUAAUAAAAAAAACCCCUCUUAAUUUUAAAUAUUAAUUUUCAGCUGGCGAUAAGAAAAGACAUAAAUUGUAUACAACAAUCAAUUUCGUGUGAUAACAUUGCUCAGUUUCAACCGAGGUACAUUAAAGCACUUUUUUUCAGAAAUGCUUAACCUAGUUUGGAUAGUUCUUGUUAUGGUGCUCGUAAUUACAGAUGCACAUAGCAACGAGUCUAGGCUGGUAGAAGAUCUGCUGGAUAACUACCCUAAUUGGAAAUCUGCUAGGCCAGUUUUAAAUGACUCUGAUGUUGUCGUCGUGACCUUUAGCUUCGUUUUAACAGAAGUCGUUAAUCUGGACGAAAAACUUCAAUCUAUAACCGUCAACGGGUGGAUGACUGAGAGUUGGCAGGAUCAACUUAUGGUAUGGAACGCCUCAGACUACGGUGGGAUAGAUAUAAUUAAAGUUCCCCUGAAUUCAAUCUGGAUUCCAGACAUAACACUCUACAACAAUGUGGACAAGGGCUUCGAACGUACCAGGACCGAUUUGCCAUUAUCCAUCACGUCGAAAGGUGUUGUUUUUAUGACAACACCGGCUAUCUACACCGCAUUUUGCAAGUUGAAUGUGAAGUAUUUUCCAUUCGACAAGCAAGUUUGUUAUUUUUUGUUUGGAUCUUGGACAUACUUUAGCCAUCAGGUCGACAUGAAAAUUACACGGACAGAGGAAGAGAUUAAUUAUGAUUACUUUAUCGAAAAUGGUGUAUGGGACAUAGAAUAUUUAAAAUUUAAGAAUAAAAAAACCGUUUACGCUUGGGAUCCACAUCCAUAUACUAAUGUUUAUAUGACAAUUGGUUUGAGACGUCGCUCAAAAUUCUAUGUCAGAAAUAUUCUAGUGCCUUGUAUUUUGCUUUCAUUUCUUGCCGUCUUCGUAUUCAUCUUACCUCCAGAAUGCGGAGAAAAAAUAUCGUUUUCCAUCACCAAUUUGCUAGCAAUUGUACUGUUCCAACAACUUAUCAGCGAGACAUUGCCGCCCUCUGACGAUUCCCCUAUUAUUGCAAAUUUCAUUAAAUUGAUUGUCGCUCUUGGAUGCAUCUCAGUUAUGGCAACAUCGAUUAUUCUAAAGUUUCACUUCGGACGGCACGGAAAGCCUGUGAAUAAAUUCAUUUACAGGAUAUUCGUCAGAGGUCUAGGCUCGGUUCUUCGUGUGUAUGAACCGGAUUCUGAAAGGCAACGCAUGCAUUCUAAACAAGUUGAACUGGUGUAUUACCGUCCGAAGAUGAUUGCAGUUAUUAGCGACAACGAAGAAUCAAUGUCACCACAUCAAGGGUCAACCGAAACGAAAGAGAUGGCAGACAUCAGAAAGUCUAACCAGCAGUCCAAUGAACAGAAAAAGGAGGAAGAACUAACAAAAACAUGGAUGGACUUGGCGCAUGUCUUUGACAGAUUAAUGCUGAUAAUAUGUUUGCUGAUUUUCGUAAUCACAUCCGUCGUGAUUGCUGUAAUGAUGCUGGAAAAUAAACCUUAAUAUAAUGCUAACAAUUAAUGAACAUAAUUGAAAAUUAAAUAAGGGUAAACUUAUCUGAUAUAUGAUUAUGAUUAUAUGAGCUUUCCUGGAAACGAGAUUCAGUAGCGCUCCAUCGCUCUCUGGGAUACCACCUCUAGGUUUAACAAACGAAGCAAUUCAAAACAAAAGGGCAUGCCACUCCCUCGCAUGUGCUACCCUUCUGUGUGGGAUUUGAAUCUCACCUCCAGGAAAGCUCGUAAUCAUACUAAUACAUCAGGUAAGUUUACCCUCGUAUAAUUUUCAACUAUAUUUCGCUUUCAUUACGGCUUAGAUUCAAUGUCGACUUUAAAGCGUAAGAACUGUUCCCAGCCAUGAAGCGCCAUUAAAUCGAAGCCGUAAGGAAAGCGAGCUAAUAUAAUAACAAAUGCGAGUGCUUUGCUUACGACGAGGCGUAAGAAUAAUUUAGACUAUGCUUACGCCGAUGUAUUAAACAUGCGCAUAUUAAGCUUGGUUUCCAUACAAUAGCUACACAGUCGCUACAGCGUUUUCACUGCAAUCCUUGCACUGCGUAGCUGUUUCCGACGCAUUCGGGAACGCCCCCUGAUACAACUGACCAAUCAGCGUUGCCAGGGGAGUCGGCGAUAGCGUGUAGUGAUUUUUAUGGAAACCAGGCUUUAAGCGUUCCCGAUUGCGUCGGGAACAGCCAGCUACGAAGUGCAAGAAUUGCAGUGAAAAUGGUGUAGCGACUGUGUAGCGAUUUUUUUGCAAUCAGGCUUUAGUGUAGCUAAAUAAUACUACAACUGUCCAUUAAGCAAAUGACGCACUAGCCACAAUUCUUCACAAAGUUCACUGCCACCUUGAAACACCAAGGUUAUACGUUUUAUUUGUAUAUAAGUAGAAAUUAAUAAAUUAAAUUCUGGAUAAGUACAGCAAAGUAUACUUAAUUUAUUUUAAGUACAACUCGAGUCUUAAUAUACAGCAUUGCAUAAUUUUAACUUCAAUUUAUAGUUUAAGCACAUUCAAACCCUUUAACCAUCAAUUAUAUUAUACAGAUUCUUGAAAAUUUAAAUUCGACGUUUACCCCCAAAUUU
Molecule: messenger RNA, 3261 nt
Organism: Anneissia japonica
Lineage: Eukaryota; Metazoa; Echinodermata; Crinoidea; Comatulida; Comatulidae
Product: neuronal acetylcholine receptor subunit beta-3-like
Exons: 7
Coding region: 836-2191 (451 amino acids)
Biological process (GO): regulation of membrane potential; chemical synaptic transmission; nervous system process
Cellular component (GO): neuron projection; postsynaptic membrane; synapse
Molecular function (GO): acetylcholine-gated monoatomic cation-selective channel activity; transmembrane signaling receptor activity
Source: RefSeq, a predicted model, not a curated record